Messenger RNA from Dioszegia hungarica, 2712 nucleotides. RefSeq names its product kinase-like domain-containing protein. Gene Ontology annotation, molecular function: ATP binding; protein kinase activity. The coding region runs from base 1 to 2712 and encodes 903 amino acids. NCBI's taxonomy places the organism in Eukaryota, Fungi, Basidiomycota, Tremellomycetes, Tremellales, Bulleribasidiaceae. The transcript is spliced from 10 exons. Gene Ontology annotation, biological process: protein phosphorylation. The record is from RefSeq and is a predicted model, not a curated record.
AUGGCCGCCGGAAUGUUCGCAGCCGCGACUAGCCUCACCACCCAGAUCUUCUCCAAGCCCACCUCGCUGUCGGCCUACACGCUUCACUCGGCGAACGGACCCUCCACAUCCUCUUCGCCCGCUUUCGGCGCGUCAUCCUCUUCGACCGCCAGCAAAGCCUCGCAGGGCUUCGCAGUAGGGCUGUGGCGCGUAGUGGGUGCAACUCACAAGACGACGGGCAAGGACGUGUCGGUAUGGAUGUUCGAAAAGCGGGUGCUGGACGGCGUAAAGGGAGGGUCUGGGCGGAAUGCCGCGGAGGCCAAAGAAUGGGUCGUAGAACGCAUGAAGAAGGAGGCGACCAGCUUAUCCCGCCUACGCCAUCCCGAUCUCUUGCACAUGGUCGAACCCCUCGAAGAAUCACGUACCGACCUCACCUUUGUCACUGAGCUCGUCACCUCUUCCCUCCAGACACUUUUGAACGAGGCGUCUGGCGCAAAUAACUCCCGGAGCAGGCACAGACCACCGGAGGAGAACGGGAACGGGACGCGGCGAAACGAGGUGGAUCUGGACGAGGUGGAGGUGCAGAAGGGCGUGCUGCAGGUGUCGCGGGCGCUGGCAUUCUUGCAUGGUCCGGGAAAGAGCGUUCAUCUGAACUUGAGUCCGGAGGCGGUGCUCAUCAAUGCCAAAGGUGACUGGAAGCUGUCCGGAUUGAGUCUCUUGACGCCACUACAGCAGCCUGAUGGCUCGGCGACGCGGUACACUUUCCCGGAGGUCGACCCGAGGGUACCACCAGAGGUGCAAUGGAAGUAUGACUAUCUCGCACCCGAGUACGCCCUCGACUCGCAGCUGAGCACGGCAAACGAUCUCUACUCUCUUGGAUGUGUCCUCUAUGCGGUACAUAUGGGCGGGAGACCGCCGUUCCCGAACGGGGCCAGCUUGCAGAGUCUGCGGGACCACGCGGAGGGGUCUUUAAUACGCAAGGACUGGAUGCGGGGGAGCAAGUGGGAAAGGUGUAGCGGGGAAGUCAAAGAUCUUUUACCCCGCUUAUUGACUCGACAUGCCUCGUCUCGUCUCUCCCUCGCCUCGCUACCUUCACAUCCCUUCUUCUCCUCGCUCGCGAUAUCCACCCUCAACUUCCUCGAUCCGACCACCUUCGCUUCUAAACCACGAGAAGAAAAGGCAACGUUUCUCCGCGGUCUGGUCAGGGUCUUACCUACCUUUAGCGAUCGGCUCAGACGAGGCAAGGUGCUGCCGAGUCUACUGGAGGAGAUGAAAGAUAGCUACCUCCUGCCGUUCCUACUGCCGAACGUCUUUGAGAUCUCUAGGUCUCUCACGAAGGAGGAGUUUACGCUUGUACUACCGAAGCUGCAACCGCUGUUUGCGCUCAAGGACCCACCUCAGAACAUGCUCACCUUGCUCGAGAACCUGACUCUAUUUGAGGAAAAGACCCUACCCCCAAUUUUCCGCGAAAACGUCAUGCCGCUCGUAUACAAUUCGCUCGAAUGCGAGCAUCUGCCAGUACAAGAGAAGGUGCUUCAACUGGUUCCGCAUCUUUGCGAGAUACUUGACUACGGCACGGUGCACAAUGUCUUGCUCGUCAAAGUCGCCAUCCUCUUCACUCGCACCCGCAUCCUAUCAAUCAAAGUACUCACCCUCCAGACCUUCCAAAAGAUGGUCUCGACCCUCGACAAAGCCACCCUGACAACCAAGCUCGUCCCCCUCCUAGCCAAAAUAAAGACACGCGAACCGGCAGUCAUGAUGGCCACCCUUGGCGUACACGAGGCAAUGGGCGCCAAAGUCGACCGAGAGGCAAUAGCCACGCUCGUCCUCCCUCAACUAUGGGCCAUGUCGAUGGGUCCCCUCCUCAACCAGCAGCAAUUUGGGCACUUUAUGAAGGUGAUCAAGGACCUCGGGGGCCGGGUCGAGAGGGAGCAUGGGGAGCAUCUGAGGGAUGUGAGGAGGCUGGAAAGUACCAGUCAGGCUGGGGCGGCGGAUAUGAACGGGCUAGGGGAGGGGUGGGAGGGGUCAGCGAACGGCGCAGGGGGGAGUGGUGGGGAGAUGGACUUUGAGACGCUAGUCAAAGGAGGAUCUGGGGCGAUGGCCAAGCCAAUGUCUACUGGAAAUGGGGAUAUGUGGGAUGAGUGGGGAAGUGGGGGAGAAGACAACUUGUCACAAGCGUUCAACUCUACCAUGACGGCUUCCUCCUCCGCCUCUUCAUUCCCUACACUAUCCACCCCCGUCUCCCCUCAACCUCCCGCCCAGCUACUUCGUCCAGCUGCGCCUCAGGCGCCGACCGCAAACCGUCUCAAAGCUCGGCCAGUACCGUCCUCCAAUUUCAACUCGGCCGCAUUCGCGUCUUCAUCGCAGCCAAUGACACCAGACGCACCUCGAAACCAAUCUUCCUCGUCCUCGUUUGCGCCACUACAGCCUAGCUCUUCUCGCGGCGCGCCUUCCGCUGGGCCAAACUAUAGCGUCUCGCUAUCGCCUCAACCACCAGCUAUGAGCUCUUACGCUCCCACGGCUGCCCCGGCCCCACAGCCUUCCUUCGCUCAGCCCAUGCGACCACAACAGGCAUCCUCUAAUAGCGUCAUGCAGCCGCAAUCUGCCGCCGCGCCAAGACCACCUCCAGGCUGGACACCGGGUCUGAUGCAGCCGACAAAAGCUCCUACUGCAGCAUGGAACGGCAAGGCGGCACUACAAGGGAGCUGGGACGAUUUUGAUCCCCUCAAGUAA